AGUGACGCCAAAUAUGCACGUAUUUCCGGCCAGCUCAGCGUACGGGGGAGUGUUGUGAAGCUGUAAUCCAGACACAGACACAUUACAGCUAUUAACUGCUUCGUAUACACCUGCUGUGGGUAAAUUUGACAUUACAGCGAAAUGGUGCUGCUGACAAUGAUCGCGCGGCUGGCGGACGGAUUGCCGCUGGCGGCUUCAAUGCAGGAGGACGAGCAGGCAAGUGAAAAGAUGGGUCGAGAUCUCCAGCAAUAUCAGAGCCAAGCCAAACAGCUCUUCCGCAAAUUAAACGAACAGAGUCCAAACCGAUGCACCUUAGAGGCUGGAUCAAUGGCCUUUCACUACGUCAUAGAGAAAGGUGUUUGCUAUCUGGUGCUCUGUGAGGCCGGGUUUCCUAAAAAGCUAACCUUUGCUUAUCUCGAAGAUCUGCAAGCAGAGUUUCAUGAACAACAUGGAAAGAAGGUGCCCACGGUCUCCAGGCCCUACUCCUUCAUAGAGUUUGAUACAUAUAUUCAGAAGACCAAAAAAUCAUACAUCGACAGCAGAGCACGCAGGAACCUGAGCAACAUCAACACAGAGCUACAGGAUGUACAGAGAAUCAUGGUGGCCAACAUAGAAGAAGUUCUGCAAAGGGGGGAGGCCUUAUCUGCAUUGGACUCGAAGGCCAGCAACUUGUCCAGCCUGUCCAAGAAAUACAGAAGUGAUGCUAAAUACCUGAACACUCGCUCCACGUACGCUAAGCUAGCUGCGGGUGGAGUCUUCUUCAUCAUGCUGAUCGUAUACAUACGCUUCUGGUGGCUGUGAAGUGUGGGAUGUGCAGAGGGAAGAAAAGUUACAGGUGACAAGCAGACGGACUCUCACAUAACAACAAGUUCACGUUGUGUUUUAAAGCUACAGCUUGUUCUUAAAGACUGUUGGAUCUGGCAAUUUCCCUCCUAACAGGCUGCCGAGUCCCUGAACUGAUCCUCACUGGUAUCUGUUUUAUGAACUACACAGAAGUUUGUCUGCACUUGUUUGGAGUCUGAAUGCGAAAGAGAGAAAGCUUGUUUUCCUGUACACUGUAUGUCUUUGUAAAAUCCCUCCAUUCAUGGAAAUUAAUCUUAUAUACUGUAUAACAGUAUACCAUAGAGCAGCAGUGCAUCCCAAAAAAGGUGAAUUGAUAAUUCAUUAACAGAAGUAUGUUAAUUCAGAUUUGGAGUUUUAGCACAUUGUGGGUUGGAUCGCUUCCACUGGACACGUAAUGCUUCUCAUGCUAUGGCUGUUAGGUAAGGUUACCUUCCAGCCAGGGGAGUAAACGUAAAAUAAGCAUGUGGGUCAGCUGUAUUCGUAAAGCUUUGGUCCCCCCAAUGAUUUGCACAAAAUUAAUAAUUGUACUGACCGCCCAUUUAGGUUCUUAUAUAUAAACCAGAUAUUCAAGAAUUAAGCUUGUAUCUCUUAAAGCCUUAUAAAAUGUAGUGGUUUAUUAAGUCUUAGUUUGAAUUUGUCUCAAUUGUACAUUUGUGUCGCAUUUAGACCAGAUAUUUUGGAAUUUUGGAUUGUUUCCUUUGUGCAAAAGUUUUCCAACAAACAGCACUUGCACUGCAGCGAGGAGAUUUGCGGUCAUGACCAGUUACUCAGUCCAGACCAGAUCAUUGAAUCUAGUGUCGUGGGAGAGUGGGGGCCUGCCACUUUUUCAAGAAGCAGAGAUUUGGGUCAAAUGCAAUCCGGUGCAGUCUAGAAAUACAUACAUCUGUAUCUGUGGUCCUGCCUCUUGCAUGGUUGCAGAUAUGAUAUAUGACCUGGGUUUCAACAGCUUUCUCUUUCAGUGUUUACAUUAAUCUGUAUUUCACUUGCAUUAAAGAAUUUAACCCACAGUAACCAACCAGACAUCCAUGUACCAACUGGAUGAAGCUAAAAUGCUCAUCAGGAGAGAGUAUGUUGGUCUCCCCAAACCUACAGUAUAAAUAAAAUGAUUCAAACUAAA
This is a messenger RNA of Cyprinus carpio (common carp), 1960 nucleotides long. Its product is annotated as vesicle-trafficking protein SEC22b-B-like. Gene Ontology annotation, molecular function: SNAP receptor activity. Lineage: Eukaryota; Metazoa; Chordata; Actinopteri; Cypriniformes; Cyprinidae. The record is from RefSeq and is a predicted model, not a curated record. Gene Ontology annotation, cellular component: Golgi membrane; SNARE complex; endoplasmic reticulum-Golgi intermediate compartment. The transcript is spliced from 6 exons. The coding region runs from base 142 to 801 and encodes 219 amino acids. Gene Ontology annotation, biological process: endoplasmic reticulum to Golgi vesicle-mediated transport; retrograde vesicle-mediated transport, Golgi to endoplasmic reticulum; vesicle fusion with Golgi apparatus.